This is a messenger RNA of Thrips palmi, 2631 nucleotides long. Its product is annotated as alkaline phosphatase, tissue-nonspecific isozyme-like. The coding region runs from base 246 to 2102 and encodes 618 amino acids. The transcript has 11 exons. Lineage: Eukaryota; Metazoa; Arthropoda; Insecta; Thysanoptera; Thripidae. Gene Ontology annotation, molecular function: alkaline phosphatase activity. The record is from RefSeq and is a predicted model, not a curated record. Gene Ontology annotation, biological process: dephosphorylation.
CCAGAGAGAGAGAAGCUAACAGCAGCGGAACGUCGUGCGGCCACCCCCGCCAACCGCGCUAGACUGCCACAACCACCCCACGUGACGAGCCGUGACGAGCCGUGACGAGCCGUGACGGCGCGGCCGUGACGAGGUGACGAGACGCGAGCCUGUUGAGUGCCUGGACCGGAGGAUGUCCGGUCCUCGUCGAUGACAACACCGCGGCCGGACUCGUAACGCGCAAGUGGAGUGCCGACGAUGCGAGCAUGUGGCGCUCCUUCCUGCUGCUCGGGGCCGCGGCUCUGCUGCUCAGCCAAUCACGGGCCGAGAAAGUCAAAGACCGCACGUUCUGGUACGCCGAGGCGCGCGCCAAGCUGCGGCAGCGGCUGCACUCCGGGUCGUCGACGCUGCCCCGCCCCCUGCCGCACGCCAAGAACGUGAUCCUGCUGGUGGGCGACGGCAUGGGCACGGCCACCGUCACGGCGGCCAGGAUCCUGCGCGGCCAGCGCCAGGGCAAGCACGGCGAGGAGGCGGAGCUGGCCUGGGACCACUUCCCCACCGUGGGGCUGGUCAAGACGUACAACGCGGACGCGCAGGUCGGCGAGUCGUCGGCGUGCGCCACGGCCCUCAUGUGCGGCGUCAAGGCCAACUUCGAGACGGUGGGCAUGGACGCGCGCGGCCGCUUCGAGAACUGCGCCACGACGUUCAACUCCAAAGUGCCGUCCCUGCUCACCUGGGCGCAGCAGGAAGGCAAGGCGACGGGCGUGGUGACGACGACGCGGAUCACCCACGCCACCCCGGCCGCGCUGUACGCCACCGCCGCGUCCCGCUACUGGGAGGACGACGGCAAGGUGCCGCCCAGCAGCCGGCGCGUGUGCAAGGACAUCGCCCGCCAGCUGGCCGAGGAGGAGCCGGGCCGGAACCUCAACGUGGCGCUCGGCGGCGGCCGCCGGCACUUCCUGCCCAAGGCGACCAAGGACCCCGAGGCGCCCAACGAGGAGGGCCGCCGCCAGGACGGCCGCAACCUGGUGGACGAGUGGCUCAAGGACAAGUCGCGGCGCGGCCUCCGCGCGCAGUACGCCUGGAGCAAGUCGCAGCUGCAGACCGCGGCCAGCGCGCCGGGCAUCACGCAUCUGCUGGGGCUGUUCGCCUACUCGCACAUGGACUUCGAGGCGGACCGCGACGCGGGGCCCGACGGCGACCCCUCGCUGGCCGACAUGACGCGCGCCGCCCUGGCCGUGCUCAUGCGCCAGCCCAGGGGCUUUUUCCUCUUCAUCGAAGGAGGUCGCAUCGACCACGCGCACCACUACAACAACGCGUACCGCGCCCUGGACGAGACGCUGGCGCUCGAGUCGGCGCUGUUGGCCGCCAUGGAGCUGGUGGACGUCACCGACACCCUCAUCGUGCUCACGGCGGACCACUCGCACGUGCUGACCCUGGGCGGACUGGCCACGCCGCGUGGCAACCCUAUCCUGGGCGUCGACUCCAAGGUGUCCGACGUGGACGGCAUGCCCUACUCCACGCUGCUCUACGGCAACGGCCCCGGCUACAGCGCGCCGCGCGCCGUGCCGCCGAACCGCACCCGGGACAGCGGCCACCCCAUGAGCAUGGGCCGAGCGCCGCCCGUGCCCGAGGACGAGGAGGCCCGCAACCGCGUGCACGGGUCCGCGGUGCCGCGGCAGUGGGCCACACACGGCGGCGAGGACGUGGCCGUGUACUCGCAGGGCCCGCUGGCACACGCGCUGCUGGGAGGCAGCAUGGACCAGACCUUCAUCCCCCACGCCAUCGCCUACAUCGCCUGCCUGGCCGACUUCGCGGAGCGCUGCCGCUCGGGGAAGGACAACUACACGACCCCACCUCGGAUACAGGAUCACAUGUGUGGUGGACCAGAACUUGGGAAAGUGGCUCCACCUGGCUCCAUGCAGCCCGGCCCCCAGCCUGAAGUGGUGGCCAGCAGUGUUGUUGCGGAUGAUGGUACAAAGAAGAAGGCCAACGUUCAAGCAACUAUCACAGCAAACGUUAGCGCACCCAGCAUAGGUAACAGUUAUCACUACCAAGUCGGAAUUUUGCUCUACCUGUGCAUAUCGGCCCUACAUUUUCUAAGUGAGAAGGACAGCUACUGAACUCAAGGACACAGAUUGUAAAAUGUUGGCAGAAAAAGUGUGUUUUUAUUGAAAGUUCUCUUCAACGAAUCAACGAAGAGCAGACGACAGAAAUGUGGAGCAGGUUGGCCCAAGAAUAAUGUACAAUUCGAUCCCAACUCUUGUCCUCCUUCCUCAUCAAAUACAUCAUGUAUUCUGUAUGUGGGCUCAAAUCCUGUGAUGUGAUUUUCUUUUUAAUUGUAAAAAAAAAAACUUUUUUAGAAAAUAAAAUUAUGAAAAGCUGAACAGUAUGUCUCAUAAUUGGAUCUGAGAUCUUCAAAGGCCAAAUGUUAAAAAUGAAAAGGAUAACACAAUAAUCAAACUCCAAGUUAGUUUUUUAUUUUUUUUAUUUUUUAUAGAAUAUUUUGAAAGUUGGCAUGCCUAGUAGUUCCUAAAAGAAGGCAAAAGAGAAAUAUGGUCAGACUAAACACAAACAUAUUUCACUAGAAAUCUAUUAAAUUUCAGAAGAAGACACUUACUUUGCAAUGACAUUGUCCUUCUUAGCCAGCCU